Messenger RNA from Penicillium nucicola, 408 nucleotides. RefSeq lists its product as uncharacterized. The record is from RefSeq and is a predicted model, not a curated record. NCBI's taxonomy places the organism in Eukaryota, Fungi, Ascomycota, Eurotiomycetes, Eurotiales, Aspergillaceae. The coding region runs from base 1 to 408 and encodes 135 amino acids. The transcript has a single exon.
AUGGUCGAACCCAGCGAACAGAGGACCACCAGGAACAAAAGAACCCAGUGCAGCGCAACGAUCGAGAUUGUUCCGUCUGGCGACAUAAUCCUCAUCGUAGGACCGAUGCAGUUACGGUUGCGCGUCUUCUCACAAGUCCUCAAGAUCGCCUCAAAGCCCUUCUCUUUGAUGCUUUCACCAGCCUGGAACCUACGACAGGACUUGAUUGGUACUAUGGGUAAGAUGCCAUCCUACUCACUGCCGGAAGACAACGCUAUUGUAAUGAAGCACACCUGUGCUGUCAUCCAUCAUCAGAAAGAUAUGUCACCUCAGAACUUGGGCUUACAGGAACUCUUUGAUAUUUCGACCACUGCCAUUAAAUAUAUGACUUGCUUGAUGCCUUGGAACUUGCAAGCAAAUCAUGGCUAG